Messenger RNA from Xyrauchen texanus (razorback sucker), 5318 nucleotides. Its product is annotated as glycerol-3-phosphate acyltransferase 4-like. Gene Ontology annotation, cellular component: endoplasmic reticulum. Bases 482 to 1894 code for a protein of 470 amino acids. The record is from RefSeq and is a predicted model, not a curated record. NCBI's taxonomy places the organism in Eukaryota, Metazoa, Chordata, Actinopteri, Cypriniformes, Catostomidae. Gene Ontology annotation, molecular function: glycerol-3-phosphate O-acyltransferase activity. Gene Ontology annotation, biological process: triglyceride biosynthetic process. The transcript is spliced from 13 exons.
UGUAGCUUGCAGUGAUUAUGUGGAUACGGCGUUAAAAGUAAUUCAGGAUUAUUAACAGCGUUAUAACAUGCUAUGGCAGGUUUAAUUGGAAAUACAACAGUGUACAUUUUAGGUGUGCACAUUUCAGAGCCUUUCCUGAAAGAAUUUCAUCCUAUUUUCAGUUUUGAAGUGAGUGGAAUAUAAGUAGUUGUGCAUCAUGACGUCUAAAGGCAUCUGAAUUUGCACAUUUCCUAAGUAUGUGACUCAUUAAAAGUGACGUAAAUCACCUCUGGGCCAGCACCAAACACAUAGAAGGAUGUGUUUUCUUCUUCCAAUUGUGGAACAGCACUCAAACAUAUGAAGAAUUUCUUUGUGGACCCAUUGCACAUCAUGUUCUGGAGAAUUUCAUCCUAAAACGACUUGAUAAAGUCACCCUUUGAGGUGUCCAGCUUCUCCUUCUAAUUAUUUAUUGUCUGAAAGAAAACCUUUUUGUCCUGCAAAUAUGGGCCCAUUCAUGUCUCCAUUUAAUAACCUGCUAUGCAUGCUGCUGGGCAUCUCUUUCACUGUCUGGUUCACACUGCUUUUGGUCUUCAUCAUUGUUCCCGCCAUUUUUGGUCUGUCCUUCGGCAUACGUAGGCUCUACAUGAAGACGCUGCUGAAGGUGUUUGAGUGGGCCACACUGAGGAUGGAAAGAGGAGCCAAGGAAAAGAACCAUCUUCUAUACAAGCCUUACACUAAUGGCAUUAUUGCUAAAAAGCCCACGUCACUGGAGGACGAGCUCAAAGAGAUUCGGCGAAAUGUCAGAAACCGAGAGUUGGAUGGCCACAAAGUUGGCUUCCCCACCACACGCUCCGCCCCUUACUCCUCAGAGUUUGAAAUGUCAGACACCUUCUACUUUUUCCGCCGUGGCAUUGAAAGCAUUGUAGACGACGAGGUUACCAAACGUUUCACGGCAGAGGAGCUUGAGUCGUGGAACCUGUUGACCAGAAGCAACUAUAACUUCCAGCAUAUCAGCACUAGACUGACUGUACUGUGGGGUCUUGGAGUGAUCAUCCGUUAUGGCUUUCUGCUGCCUCUCAGGUUGACAUUAGCAGUCACUGGAGUGAGCCUAUUGGUUGUCUUCACCACCAUUAUUGGUCUUCUGCCCAACGGGAGGAUGAAAAAUGUACUCAGUGAGAAAGUGCACCUAAUGUGUUACCGUAUCUGUGUGAGAGCACUGACGGCUAUCAUCACGUAUCAUCACAGCGAAAAUAAGCCCAAGAAUGGAGGCAUCUGUGUCGCCAACCAUACGUCACCCAUCGAUGUCAUUAUUCUGGCCAGUGACGGGUACUAUGCCAUGGUGGGUCAAAUCCAUGGCGGACUGAUGGGUGUGAUUCAGAGGUCCAUGGUGAAAGCAUGUCCACACAUCUGGUUUGAACGCUCUGAAGUGAAAGAUCGCCAUCUAGUGGCGAAAAGAUUGAGCGAUCAUGUCAAAGAUAAAACAAAACUACCCAUCCUCAUUUUCCCUGAAGGGACCUGCAUUAAUAACACAUCAGUGAUGAUGUUUAAGAAAGGAAGCUUUGAAAUUUGCUCUACUGUCUACCCUGUCGCCAUAAAGUAUGACCCUCGGUUUGGUGAAGCCUUUUGGAACAGCAGUAAGUUUGGGAUGGUGAAUUACCUGCUUAGAAUGAUGAGCAGUUGGGCUAUUGUCUGCAGUGUCUGGUACCUGCCUCCCAUGACCCGCCAGGAAGGUGAGGAUGCAGUGCAGUUUGCUAACAGAGUAAAGGCCGCCAUCGCUAGACGGGGUGGUAUGGUGGACCUGCUGUGGGAUGGUGGGUUGAAACGAGACAAAGUGAAAGACACUUUCAAAGAGGAGCAACAAAAACUGUACAGCAAAAUUUUGGUUGGAACGCAAGAGGACCGCAGUCGUUCCUGAGGAGAGAAGGAUGAAUCAGGUGAGGAGCAGAGGGCAAGAGAAUUUCACAGGCCUGGUGGAUGUUAUUAUGACCCUGAUUUAGAUCCAAUUAAAAAAAAAACGUCCUUGUUUAAUUGUUCCUCUGUUUCAAAGGGAAUGAGUUUGGUAACUGUUGGGUCAAGUCAAUGAAGUGAGUGCUUCAGCCCAUUGUGGCCUGAAUGCUCAUUGUCAAGGAGUCAUUGAGACGUUUUUCUCUCCUUUUCAUUUGUUCGUGGUUUGUUUGUAAUGUUGUUACCUUGUGUGUGGAUCUUUUGUUAUUUCUUUUAUCUUUUCUCAUUAUUUACUUUAUUGCUUUUUUGACAUCAAUGAUGGUAAUCAUUAGGACAUUCUAAAAGAUUAAAUGUGAUGGCAGUGUUGUAUGCCCUUUGUGCAUGCAGUUAGUUCUGUACAGUUGGGUCCCAAAGUCUUUAAUUUAAUACAUCAUUUUUAUUACAAAUUACAUUAUCAGCAUAACAAUUUGAGUGAGAAGUUGAAUUGAAACUUUUGAAUUUUUAAAUUUCUUACGACGUCACCAUUUUGCCUUAAUGACAGCAUGCACUUUAGGUGGCAUGGACUCCACAGGAUAUGAUCCAUGUCACCCAGCAUGAAAGUGGAAGAAAGAAAUCAAACUUUUUGUGCAAAGGAGUUAGCAUGGUCAGUGUCACAAAUAUGCAUACAUUUGACCUAGAACAAAUUCUUUGAUUACAAUUUUUUAAAAAGCAGAAUCUGUCCUGUUGAGGUUUAAAUAAAAAAAAAAAGAAAAUGCCAGAUUUUCACUGCAGUCAAAGACAUUUGGACCCCACUGUACUGUAGGUACUUUCGGCUAAAGCCUUCACACACUUCCCUUCAUGUCUGUCUGCCAAAUCUUUGCUGCAUGAGUCACUUUAAUCCAGUAGAUUUUGAAAGGAGGGUAAAUCAGCAUUAUGUGUGGGAAAACCUGCCAUUUAUUUUGAAGAGAUUAAGGUUAUACUUAAGGUUUAAAUUUCUUUAGAUUAAAUUAAAACCAGACUUUGCAGUGUUUCAACAAUGCUACAAAACAUGUAUAUGCAACUCUAAAACCCUUAUGAAUCUCUGAAACUAAACUGUUUAUACUGAGGUGUUUUAGCAAUAUGAAAUCCUGUAUGUAUUUUUUUUCUCUGUUGUUUCUAUGCGGAUAGAAUUGUGCCACAGGCCUUUCCUUGUAUUUCAGAACUACAGUAAUGUGAAUUCCUUUGACUGUGUUUGGUUAAAACCACUGAUGAACACAUUGUGUGUUUAGUUCAAAAGUUCAAGUGAUGCGGAGUCGCAUUUGUACAGCAUGUGAGGGUGAGAAUGCAGUUUCUGAAUCAUUUUAGCUUUUAGUAUAGUCAUGAUCAUUUCAAUAAGUCAGCAAAAAGAGUAUUAUUACUCUUUAACCCUUAAAUGCAUGGGCAUUUUGCCAAACAUUAUUGCAUACCUCAGGUCUUUAGCGCUAUUGCACUUAUAUCUAUCCAAAAAGGUUCAACAAAAUUCAGUAUUUCCCAACUAAAAUGUUAUGAGACUCAACUGUCUGUCAAAUGCAUAUUGAAGCACACAACACAGAAGCUAACCAAAAGCUUACACAUAAGAGUCUUUUUUACACAUUUUAGUCCUGCUAUUCAUAAGAAUAUCUGAUCCAACUUAAUCUUAUUAGUAUGUGCUAUCUGGCGAAUUCGGGGUUUUAUGGUGAAGGCAUGGUUCAUGUUGUUACUUGACUGGAUAAUAACCCAAUACAACCCUAUUAAUACACACACACACACACACACACACACACACACACACACACACACACACACACACUAUUAUAUGUUACAGAUGUAACUCGCAUGUUGUGCCCAAAUAAUUUAUCAUAUUCUCACAGAUUUUCACUCAAGAAUUUCACACUAUUGGGCUGAAAUGAAAAACAUUCAAUCUGCUGUACUUUAAGCUUUGUAUUUAAAGCAGAUGAUCAGGUGUAUUCUACUUUUAAAUGAAUUACGUACUUACUUUCCAUCCAUUAAGUAUCGGUAUACUCCAGUUCUUCUGUCUUGAGCAUCAGUCAAAAUGGGGGAGGGGUAGUCCACUGCAUGCAAAAUCUGAGGUAUUGUUUGGGAAACAUGGCCAUAAUGAUGGUCAGGACAUUUCUGAUUUCCAAAAGUUGGUAGGGACAUGUCCCUAUCAUCCCUACCUAAAUUUACGCCUAUGGUUCACCACCAUUGUGCAAAAAAUCAUGAUAUAAUAGUAAUUUUUAUGAAUAUGGCACUAAUUAAUAAAGAAAUUGAUAUUCUGUGACAGUAAUUACCGCAGAUUACCACAUUUUUGGUGAUGUGGACGAAAACACUGAACCCAGCCAUACAAAUGUAAUCAGAUAUAAAACGCAGAAUGUUAUGGAAUUUGACAUAUUUGGUAUCAAAAAUAAAAUGUUUGAAUGUACAAUUAAUCCUAGUGUGUUUAUUAAACUGCAAAAGGCUGAGAUUUAAUUAAAUGUACGUAUAUAUAAUCUGCAUGUGCUGCACGCUUCACAAUUAAUUUGUGAAGCAGGCCACUAAUUCACUGGCAACACAGAUUCAUUAACAUUGCAUGCUGUGUGUGUGUGUGUGUGUGUGUGUGUGUGUGUGUGUGUGUGUGUGUGUGUGUGUGUGUGUGUGUGUGUGUGUGUAGUAGAUGAAAGAAAUCAGAUCGCUCCAAAGCGCACUGAACAUACAGACUCUAAAUUUGUUUAAAUAAAUCAGUUUUUUGGGGUUUAAUAAUCAAUCUGGCCACAUAGCAAACUGCUAAUCUGGAAGUGAGAAACUACCAUCAAAAACACACAAAUGGAAAAAUAAAAGCUUGAUUUAAAUGGAUGUGUGUAAUGGGGAAAAAAGAAAACAAUAUUUCACUUACAAUAAAGUAAUAUAGUAAUUUUAACAUUUUGAUGUGUAAAACAUUUUCGAAUACAGAAUAAAAAAAAAUAAGUAUUCAAUAACCACAACUGCAUCACCUCUUGUGUUUUUGCUUCAAUAUUAUUAUUAGGCACAGAAAAUGUCCUGGUUAAAUUGUGCCUUGAAAAGAGCGGGAACACUGAUCCUAACUAUGCACGAUUAUAGUUAGUGCCAUUUUAUUAUUUGCAUGUAGCACUGAUUUUUCCCUGCUGUCUUCAUCUCUGUCAGAACAGACCUCUAAUUCAUUUUUGGAUCACGAGAUGCAGCACAACCAUCAAAGAUGUCAUCAUAAUGAAUGUUUAAAGAAAAACACUGGAAAAGCAGAUCAGACAGUCGCAAAAACUGUUUGGACAGUUUUAUGUGUUGAGGGGACAGAGUUGAACAAUUGUAAUAACACUGCCAGUGAUUUGACUUCUGCCAAGCCCCCAAACAACACCUUGCCAGUACGUCCACUCACUGGUUGUGGAGUGAUACAGUAUAAUAUGCUCCAGUGUGUUACAGUCAUAUGU